AGUGACGCAAACGGUUUGCUUGGCUGAGCUUGAGCUGCAUGCAGCCAAGCACACUGCGCGAAAAACAAAGCAACAAAGUCGAAGAGUGCCGAUCCCAGUCCGUGUAGCAGCCAACUCCGCUGGGCUUCGGCCCCCGCCUGAUGGCACCGCAAGCUGCGGCAGAGUCCGCAGCAGCCGCGGCUGCUACAGCUACUGCGGCGGCGGCCCCCUCAUCAGCUACAGCCACUGCUACUGCUCCCCCCGCUGCCCAGCUGGCCACUCGCGACGGCGGCGACGGCGGUUCAGAACAGCAGCAGCAGCACCUGCAACAGCACCGGCCGCAGCAGCCCGCGCCAGCAGCGGCGACGGCGCAGCGCUACCCGGCGGGCAGCAGUAGCACUUGCAGUGGCAGUAGCAUGGACGGCUCUUCCCAGGAGACAGGAGAGGCCCCGCCUGCCGCCGCCGCCGCCGCCACACCCGCGGCAGUAGCACCCGCAGCCGCAGCGGCGGCUGUAGCUAAGCCAGCGGCAGGCAUCAGCCUCGGCCCCCACGAUAAACCAAAGCUGUCAACGGUGGCGCCUCCGGAGCCCCAGUCACCCCAGCAGCCACCCGAGCAGCAGCAGCAGCAGCAGCCACUGCAGGGCUGGUCUCCGGGUCGGCGGCUGGGCAUGACCCUGGCGGCGCCGCUGCUGGCCGCCUACUGCUGCGCCGCGUUCGGGGCGGCGUGGUUGCUCACGUGCACCAUCCUGCCCUCCUACGUGCUGGCGCAGCGCCUGUACUGGGCCUGCCCCUUCAUCCCGCACAUCUGGGCCCGGCUGGGGCCGGUGGCGGGCACGGCGGCGCGGCUGGGCUUCGAGGCGUCGCACUGCAUCAACAUCCUCACACGCCUGCUCACACUGCCGCUGCGGCCGCACCUGCCCGCCUUCUACAUCCUUGGCUUCCCGAAGUGUGGCACCACCAGUCUGGCGGAGCACCUCAAGCACCACCCCGGCCUCAGCGCCACCGCCGGACUGCCCUACCACGAGGCGCUGGCCAAGGAGUCGCACUUCUUCCAGGGUGUGUACGGCCGCACACACGCCCACUCGCGCACGCUCUACCGCUCCUGCUUCCCCACCGUGCUCACGCGCUGGUGGCACGAGGUGGUGAGGGGGGCGCCGGCCUGGGCCUGCUUCGACGCCUGCCCGGUGAACGUGUGCAUGCCGCACACGGCCGAGCGCAUCCGCCGCCUCACGCCGGAGGCCAAGUUUGUGGUCAUGCUGCGGGACCCGGUGCCGGGCGUCUUCAGCGCCGAGAUCAUGAUGCGGGACAUGGGCGUGCCGCUCACGUGGAGCCUCAUGGAGCCGCCGCAGGGGGAGGAGGACCCGCGGUUCACACAGGUGCCGGCGGAGGUGUCGGCGCUGUGGCGGCGGCUGGCGGCGCUGGGUCCGGAGGAGCCGCUGCCGCGCGAGCUGCCCACCACCUUUUACACACAGCUGGGCGCGGUGCUGCAGUGCGGCAUGUACGCGGACCUGCUGCGCCCCUACCUGGACCGGUUCCCAAAGGACAGUUUUAUGUUUGUGGAGUUCAAGCAGUUUACUUUCAACCCUGAGGCCGUGGUGCGCCAGGUAUUGCAGUUCGUUGGGAUGGACGCGGCCCGCUACACACACAAGCCCCUGCCGCCUGCAAUGAAGAACAACUACGGCUCCCGCGCCAUGCACCCGGGCGUGCGGGCGGCCCUGGCACGGCUGUACGGCGGCCCGGGCGGCCCCAACCGCCGCCUGGCGGCACUGCUGGCGGCCUGGGGGCAGCUGCCUGCAGAGCUAGGGUGGAUGGGCAUGGAGGGGGCGUGAGGGCGGGGGAGGGGGGAGGGAGUGGGCGUGAGGGAGGGAGGGGGAGGGGGAGGAGGAGGAGGCGGGAGUGUGGGGGGUGUGAGGACGUAAGAGGAGUGAGGGGUGGGCGAGCGAGGUCUCUUGGGUCGGAGUGGUGGUGUGUGGUGUAGCGGCGGCUGUCGGGCUGGGAGGUGGGACGUGACUGGGUGGCCGUUGUAGAUGUGCUGCGGCCGGACCAUAGAUGUGGGGAGGCAGAUGAAGACAGGUGGGGUUGCGCCCGCCGGGAGGUGGAGGAGGAGGAGGAGGACGAGGAGGAGGGGUCAUCAGAAGAACCAGAGUGGAGGCGGCUUAUAGGCUUGCAGGCCUGGCACGGAGCGGCGCCUGAGGCCCACUCGGCUCUGGGGGAGUUGGGAAACUGGACUGGACUGGUCUUGGGUGCGACGGUAUGUGCCCCAAAGGCCCAAACCCUAGGUAGGUGUGAGGACUGAACUGCUGGGCAACGCACCCGUUUGUAAUAUUCCUGCAUU
Molecule: messenger RNA, 2314 nt
Organism: Chlamydomonas reinhardtii
Lineage: Eukaryota; Viridiplantae; Chlorophyta; Chlorophyceae; Chlamydomonadales; Chlamydomonadaceae
Exons: 12
Coding region: 141-1808 (555 amino acids)
Molecular function (GO): sulfotransferase activity
Source: RefSeq, a predicted model, not a curated record